UUUCAGGUGAUCGGCGCCCUUGUCCUCGCAGUUGGGAUUUAUGCAGAAGUUGAAAGACAGAAGUACAAAACUCUAGAAAGUGCCUUUCUAGCACCAGCGAUUAUUUUGAUACUUUUGGGCAUUAUAAUGUUCCUCGUAUCUUUUGUGGGUGUGCUGGCUUCUUUAAGAGAUAAUUUAUGCCUUCUUCAAGCAUUCAUGUACAUUCUUGGUAUCUGCUUGCUGAUUGAGCUGACUGGUGGAGUGGUGGCCCUGAUCUUCAGGAACCAGACAAUCAACUUUUUGAAUGAUAACAUUAGAAGAGGAAUUGAGAAUUACUACGAUGAUUUGGACUUCAAGAACAUCAUGGAUUCUGUUCAAAAGCAGUUUAAGUGCUGUGGCGGGGAGGAUUACAGAGACUGGUCCCAAAACGUGUACCACAACUGCGCGGCGCCGGGACCGCUGGCCUGCGGGGUGCCCUACACGUGCUGCGUCACAAAUAAGACAGACAUUGUCAACACGAUGUGCGGAUACAAAACCAUUGACAAAGAGCGUUUGAGCGUUCAGCAUGUUAUAUACGUCCGCGGAUGCACCAAUGCCGUGCUUAUUUGGUUUUUGGACAACUACAGCAUCAUGGCUGGCGUGCUGCUCGGCAUAUUGCUACCCCAGUUCCUGGGAGUGUUGUUAUCCUUGCUUUACAUAACUCGGGUGGAAGAUAUCAUCACCGAGCACAAGCUGAGCGAAAGACUCUUCGAAGAACAGAGAUCUGCCCCCGAGUUCGCCGGAGCCGGCUGCUGCAUGUGUUACCCGGGGUGA
Messenger RNA from Eurypyga helias (sunbittern), 792 nucleotides. RefSeq names its product tetraspanin 15 (gene TSPAN15). The transcript is spliced from 7 exons. Lineage: Eukaryota; Metazoa; Chordata; Aves; Eurypygiformes; Eurypygidae. Gene Ontology annotation, cellular component: membrane. The annotation marks the transcript as partial. The record is from RefSeq and is a predicted model, not a curated record.